AUGGACGACCUGUUUGACGUGUUCGAGGACAAGCCGACCUCGAACACUGCUUCCAGCCAGCCCCCCAAACCGCGGAGAGCUAGAAACAAGAAGCGACGAGCCAACGGAGAUGUCAAGAUAGAUGCAGAUACAUCCAAUGGGGCAGAAUCGCCGGCGACUCCAGAUAUCACGGCCGAUAAGAGCGAUGCGCAGGAUUCAGAGACCCGGGAGGACCAUCCAGAUAUAAAGCGCCUGCGCGUUGACCAAGAACCAGAACCAGUCGUUGCGGAUACCUUCGAAACCGAACAGUCUCGUGAAGUUGCUGCAUCUGCUGGAUUUCAGGGACAACAGGACGGGAAAGCUGUUGUCCUAUCCCAUCAAGUGCGACAUCAAGUUGCUCUGCCCGCCGGCUAUGAUUACGUGCCAAUCUCACAGCACAAACCGCCAGAGAAACCGGCGCGAGUAUGGCCGUUUACCCUCGACCCCUUCCAGAAGGUCUCGAUUGCGUCUAUCGAGCGAGGAGAGAGUGUUCUUGUCUCUGCGCAUACCAGUGCUGGAAAAACAGUGGUGGCAGAAUAUGCAAUUGCGCAAUGUUUGAAGAACAACCAACGAGUCAUUUACACAAGUCCGAUCAAAGCAUUGAGCAAUCAGAAAUACAGAGAAUUUGCGGCGGAAUUUGGUGAUGUUGGGCUAAUGACUGGCGACGUGACAAUCAAUCCUACAGCUACUUGCCUAGUCAUGACUACAGAGAUUUUGCGGUCCAUGUUAUACAGGGGCUCUGAGAUUAUGCGCGAAGUUGCCUGGGUUGUCUUUGACGAGAUCCAUUAUAUGCGUGAUAAAACGCGCGGUGUUGUAUGGGAGGAAACCAUUAUUCUACUACCGGAUAAAGUUCGAUAUGUGUUCCUUUCAGCAACAAUCCCAAACGCAAUGCAAUUUGCAGAAUGGGUUACCAAAAUGCACGGUCAACCUUGCCACGUUGUGUACACAGAUUUCCGUCCAACCCCCCUCCAGCACUACCUCUUCCCCGCAGGCGCCGAAGGCAUACACCUUGUCGUUGACGAGAAAGGUGUUUUCCGCGAAGAGAACUUCCAAAAGGCAAUGAGUUCGAUCGCAGAUAAACAGGGAGCCGAUCCCGCCGAUGCCAUGGCCAAAAGAAAAGGUAAAGGUAAAGACAAAAAGACAAAUAAGGGUGGAGAUAAGGAUACGCCCUCCGACAUUUAUAAAAUUGUCAAGAUGAUUAUGAUCAAGAACUACCACCCAGUUAUCGUGUUCAGUUUCAGCAAACGAGAGUGCGAAUCAUUUGCGCUAAAGAUGAGCAAAUUGGCAUUCAAUGACAAUUCUGAAAAGGAAAUGGUCUCCAAGGUCUUUAAUAGUGCUAUUGAGAUACUCUCCGAGGAAGAUAGGGAGUUGCCUCAAAUCCAACACAUUUUGCCCCUCCUUCGACGCGGAAUUGGUAUACAUCACUCCGGACUACUGCCCAUCCUUAAGGAGACCAUCGAAAUUCUCUUCCAAGAAGGACUUAUCAAAGUUCUUUUCGCUACUGAAACGUUCUCUAUCGGUCUUAACAUGCCUGCUAAGACUGUCGUUUUCACAAACGUCCGCAAAUUUGAUGGCGUUAGCUCACGAUGGAUAACGUCUUCAGAGUUCGUCCAGAUGUCCGGGCGUGCAGGUCGUCGAGGUCUUGAUGACCGCGGUCUUGUGAUUAUGAUGAUUGACGAAGAGAUGGAUCCUACUGUCGCCAAGGAAAUUGUACGCGGAGAGCAGGACAAGCUGAAUUCAGCCUUCCACUUGGGAUAUAAUAUGAUCCUCAACUUGCUUAGGGUUGAGGGAAUUUCACCUGAGUUUAUGCUUGAACGGUGUUUCUAUCAGUUCCAAAACACAGCUAGUGUUUCUGGGCUUGAAAAAGAACUUGCUGAGCUUGAAAAAUCGCGAGAUGAUAUGGUAAUUGCAGAUGAAGGCACGAUCCGAGAAUAUUAUGAUUUACGGCAGAAGAUUGAUACCUACACAGCUGACAUGAGGGCUGUGAUAAAUCACCCCAAUUACUGUGUCUCCUUCCUGAAGCCAGGACGCUUGGUCCACAUCAAAUACCAGGAUUUCGACUUUGGAUGGUCGGUGGUGGUCAACUGCCAAAUGCGAAGACCUCCGAAGAAUGCGCCGCACGAGGAAUACCCCGCGCACGAGAGCUACAUAGUAGACGUCCUACUUCCAAUAUCGGAGGACUCGUUCCUAAAGACAAAAGGAGUUCAGCCAUUACCACCUGGCGUCAAGCCAGCUAAGAAGGGAGAAAAUUCGAAGCUUGAAGUUGUCCCCGUUCUCCUGAAUUGUAUUCAUGCCAUUGGCCUCAUGCGCCUCCCUCUUUCUAAAAACCUGAAACCCGAUGACAGUAGGAGGGAGGUCAAAAAACAGAUUGAGGAGGUCAAAAGACGAUUUCCUGAUGGGAUAGCGCUUCUUGACCCCAUCGAGAACAUGAACAUUACGGACGAUGCGUUCAAGAAAUUAUUAAGGAAAAUCGAAGUCCUAGAGUCUCGCCUGGUAUCAAACCCUCUGCACAAUUCCCCCCGACUGCCGGAGCUAUACGACCAGUACGCCGAAAAAGUAGAGCUCAUCAGGAAGGUCAAGGAGACUAAGAAAAAGAUCACCGAAGCCAUGUCGAUAAUACAAAUGGACGAAUUAAAGUGCCGUAAACGAGUACUUCGCCGUUUCCAGUUCAUCAAUGAGGAUGAGGUUGUACAGCUGAAAGCACGAGUUGCCUGUGAGAUCAGCAGUGGCGAUGAGCUCAUGCUUAGCGAACUUCUAUUCAACGGUUUCUUCAAUACCCUCACACCGGAGCAAUGCGCAGCGGCGCUCAGUGUGUUUGUCUUUGAAGAGAAUGCCAAGGAAACCCCUGCCAUCACGAAUGAAGACCUUGCCAAACCUCUCAGAGAUAUUCAGGCGCAGGCCAGAAUUAUCGCCAAGGUUUCGCAAGAGUCAAAACUUCCGGUGAACGAAGAAGAGUACGUCAAGAGCUUCCGGUGGGAACUCAUGGAGGUGAUGUUCGAUUGGGCAAAGGGCAAAUCUUUCGCGGAUAUCUGCAAAAUGACCGAAGUCUUCGAAGGAAGUCUCAUCAGGGCCUUCCGGCGCCUCGAAGAAUGCAUGAGACAGAUGGCGCAGGCCGCGAAAGUAAUGGGCAGCAGCGACUUGGAGACGAAGUUCGAAACGUCCCUUACGCUGAUAAAACGAGAUAUCGUUGCUGCGCAAUCUCUGUAUCUUUAG
Molecule: messenger RNA, 3231 nt
Organism: Arthroderma uncinatum
Lineage: Eukaryota; Fungi; Ascomycota; Eurotiomycetes; Onygenales; Arthrodermataceae
Exons: 6
Coding region: 1-3231 (1076 amino acids)
Biological process (GO): maturation of 5.8S rRNA; RNA catabolic process
Cellular component (GO): nucleus
Molecular function (GO): RNA binding; ATP binding; RNA helicase activity
Source: RefSeq, a predicted model, not a curated record